Molecule: messenger RNA, 1584 nt
Organism: Nelumbo nucifera (sacred lotus)
Lineage: Eukaryota; Viridiplantae; Streptophyta; Magnoliopsida; Proteales; Nelumbonaceae
Product: Serine/Threonine-kinase, putative (DUF1639)
Source: RefSeq, a predicted model, not a curated record
GGUUUCUCUUUUUCUCUUCUCUACUAUCCGCUCUCACCAAGAGAUCGACUUUUUCCUUUGGGUUCGUCAGAGAAGGAUCGAUUGUCCGAUCUUUGGUUGAACAAAAUUAUGGCCUCUUGCUUCGUUCGGGUAGGUUAGCUUGGUUUCCGGCCAAAACUUGUCUUUUCCGGCGAGGCAUUGAAUCAUGUCUCGGUGGUUACACGCCGCAAUUGUUAGAGCAACCGUUUGGUCUUGGAUAGUUAAAUAUUUACAAUGGUUAUUUCUUUAAGUCGAGAGAUGACCAUUCGGUUCUGGGUGUUUUCAUCUGGGUUCAUUGUGAAGGAACCGAUUAUCCGAUCUUUAGCCGAUAAAUGGUGGUCUUCUUUUUCUAUUGGAUUUUCUGGCAAAAUAGAUUCCGGCGAAAGCAAGUUCCAUUCCUUGCGGUGGAAUGUCACUCGCCCUAAUCGUUCCAUCAGAGAAAGAUACCAGAGAUCAAGUAUAGAUUGCCUUCCUCUUAGCAAUGGAAGAAAACCCCAUGUAAGAACUUGUAAAGAAGAUGAUAGUGAUGGUGUAGAGACUGGCAGAAUUGCAAGCUACAACAAUUUAGAAGGAAAACCACUCAGGUUCCGAUCGACAACCAACCCAGAACAGAAUUCACCACAUUUUGCCGCUUCGGCUUCCAGUUCUCCGCAAUCCGAGAACCAUGGCCACCAAAAGAGCCAGAGCCAUGAAAGGAGUCCAAGUCCAAGCCCUAGCAGGGGAGGAGGGGAUGUUAUCUUGCAAUGGGGGCAGAAUAAGAGGUCUAGAGGGGCAAGGUCCGAGGCACGGGUGAUGAGCGAUGAAUUAUCAGCGAGACAAGUGAUCAAGAUCCCUCGGAGGGUGGGCUUAGGGGUACAGAAGCAGUCCCCUACCCAUAACACCGGCGCAAUGCCACCACCACCACCUCCCGGUUCCGGCGGUGGUAGCUCGUACAACAGAGGUGCGAAUCUGAGACCUCCAAUGCCCGUCAUCAGGGAAAGCACAGGCUCCCUUCGCAGUAGUAGGAGCUUGGAAGAUCGGCCGGCUGCCGGAAACGGGUCUCCUGCAAGGAGCAACGGCGGCAGCACUAACCGGAAAAGGUCACCCCGUUCCCCCUCUUCACCAGAUAAAGCUCCAUCUUGUUAUAGCACCAUUGCUGUGGGUGACAAGCGAAAUGGGUGUCUGCCACAGGCGGAGCUAAUGAUCAACCAUGUUAGGUCAACUCCAGCGGAUGAGGAAGCUACAGCGACGCCUGCGGCAGCCGGCGUAGGCGGAGGAGGGGGAGGGGAGAAGGUGAAUCUCGAUCACUUUGAGUGGCCAAGGAUUUACAUAUCUCUUUCAAGAAAGGAGAAAGAGGACGAUUUCUAUGCUAUGAAGGGCACAAAGCUCCCUCAGAGGCCCAAGAAAAGAGCCAAAGCCCUUGACAAGACUCUCCAGUAUGUUUUUCCGGGAAUGUGGCUUUCGGACUUGACGAGGGGCCGGUACGAAGUUAGGGAGAAGAAGUGCGUGAAGAAGCAAAAGCGCAGGGGAUUGAAAGGAAUGGAGAGCUUGGACAGUGAUUCCGAGUAGUAGAACAGAAGAAGAAAC